CUGGCGUGUGGCCGCGGUCCGGGACCGGCCACCUGUCCCUUCCCGCAGCCGAGGCGCUUCGGGCCUCGGAAGAGCAGAGCGGCGCUGCCUCCGGGCUCCGGUCCCGACUUGGGUAGGGGCCGGCCCCGGCCGCCGCGGGGCCAAUCCGGCGUCUGGGGCGCAGCCGGGCCGCCUUUCCGGGCCCUCGGCUUCCUCCGGCCGCCCCGCCCCUCGGGCUCGCGGCCGCCGCGGCCCCCUCUCGGCCGGGCCUCGGGCGGGCAGCGCGGGCCGGUCCCGGCGGCGCGCGCGGCAGGGGCAGCCACAGAGAGCCUGCAGUCAGCGCCUCCCGGGAAGAUGCUGCGUGCAGGCGCCGCCCUGGGAGUGCUGUGGUUCUGCCUGGCAGGAGCCGUGGAGGUCCAGGUCCCCGAAGACCCCGUGGUGGCCCUGGUGGGCACCGACGCCACCCUGCGCUGCUCCUUCGCGCCCGAGCCCGGCUUCAGCCUGGCACAGCUCAGCCUCAUCUGGCAGCUGACGGACACCAAGCAGCUGGUGCACAGCUUUGCGCAUGGCCGCGACCAGGGCAGCGACCCAGGCAGCGCCUACGCCAACCGCACGGCGCUCUUCCCGGAGCUGCUGGCACAGGGCAACGCGUCCCUGCGGCUGCUGCGGGUGCGCGUGGCCGACGAGGGCAGCUUCACCUGUUUCGUGAGCAUCCGGGACUUCGGCAGCGCGGCGGUCAGCCUGCAGGUGGCGGCCCCCUACUCAAAGCCCAGCAUGACCUUGGAGCCCAACAAGGACCUGCGGCCCGGGGACACCGUGACCAUCACGUGCUCCAGCUACCGGGGCUACCCGGAGGCAGAGGUGCUGUGGCAGGACGGACAGGGCGCGCCCUUGACCGACAACGUGACCACGUCACAGAUGGCAAACGAGCAGGGCCUGUUCGACGUGCGCAGCGUCCUGCAGAUGGUGCUGGGCGCCAACGGCACCUACAGCUGCUUGGUGCGCAACCCGGUGCUGCGGCAGGACGCGCACGGCUCCAUCACCGUCACACCCCAUAGAAGCCCUGCAGGAGCCGUGGAGGUCCAGGUCCCCGAAGACCCCGUGGUGGCCCUGGUGGGCACCGACGCCACCCUGCGCUGCUCCUUUGCGCCCGAGCCCGGCUUCAGCCUGGCACAGCUCAGCCUCAUCUGGCAGCUGACGGACACCAAGCAGCUGGUGCACAGCUUCGCGCACGGCCGCGACCAGGGCAGCGACCCGGGCAGCGCUUACGCCAACCGCACGGCGCUCUUCCCAGAGCUGCUGGCGCAGGGCAACGCGUCCCUGCGGCUGCUGCGGGUGCGCGUGGCCGACGAGGGCAGCUUCACCUGUUUCGUGAGCAUCCGGGACUUCGGCAGCGCGGCGGUCAGCCUGCAGGUGGCGGCCCCCUACUCAAAGCCCAGCAUGACCUUGGAGCCCAACAAGGACCUGCGGCCCGGGGACACCGUGACCAUCACGUGCUCCAGCUACCGGGGCUACCCGGAGGCGGAGGUGCUGUGGCAGGACGGACAGGGCGUGCCCUUGACCAGCAACGUGACCACGUCACAGAUGGCAAACGAGCAGGGCCUGUUCGACGUGCGCAGCGUCCUGCAGGUGGUGCUGGGCGCCAACGGCACCUACAGCUGCUUGGUGCGCAACCCGGUGCUGCGGCAGGACGCGCACGGCUCGGUCACCGUCACAGGGCAGGCCGUGGCAUUUCCCCCCGAGGCCCUGUGGGUGACCGUGGGGCUGUCUGUCUGCCUCGUGGUACUGCUGGUGGCGCUGGCCUUUGUAUGUUGGAGGAAGAUCAAGCAGAGCUGCGAGGAGGAGAAUGCCGGGGCAGAGGAUCAGGAUGGAGAUGGAGAUGGCUCCAAGACCGCCCUGCGGCCUCUGAAGCACUCUGAGAGCAAAGAAGAGGAAAUCGCCUGACCCCGGAGCCCCGGGAGCGGCUGCCCCCGGCCCCGGGCGGGCCCUCUCCCGGGGACGCGGGCCUGCGGGGCCAGGUCUGUGCCUCCUGUGAGUGACACGGUGCCCGCGUCGUCCUGCUGCCUUACCGCUCCUCGACACCAUCCCGGCGCCAUCCCGCUGCCUUACUUCUUAGGGACACAGGGCCCAGACCGCACCACCUUAUUUCUGACCACCUGGCUGCCUUUUUUAUUUUUUUAAUCCAAAAGACAGGUGUUCCGAGCCGGCCCCGCCUCCUUCCUCCUCAUACUCACCCCCUGCCUUGCUUCUCACCUCCUCACCCCACCACAGCGGCCCCGCAUCUCCUCGGGUCUGGGGGCUGCCUCCUGCCUGCAGCCUUGCCUUCCCCGCUCUGACCCCGGCCCCACACACGGGGGCGGGCCCACAGCCACGUGCAGGAACACGUGUGGGCGCCCCCGCGGUCAUCGCCACAGUGCCCUCCCCGCUGCCCGCCCCUGCCCCGGGGCAGCCUGUGCUGGUCACACUGGGUCUGGGAUCUGGUUCUCCCCGUCUGCGGCUUUUGUUUGCCAUCCGUUCGGUCACUGUUCACAGGGUGACAGGGGUGUCGGCACCCGGCUAGGUACUGGGGACCCCGGUGAGAAGACCAGUCCCCCACCCCACCCCUGCUGCCCACCCCCCACUUGGAAGCGGGGUCUGUGGUUUCCUGGGGGCAGCUCUGCCUCUGCCCCCAGCUGCCUGGAUACCUCACCCCCAUCUCGUCCCCUAAUCUCUCCCCGGAGCUUGGGAUGGGAGCAAAACGCAGGAGUAGGGGGACGCGGGCUGAGCCGGCAGCCAGGGCCCUGCCAACCUCGCACAGCCGAGCGUGGGGCCUGUCCUCGCUGGCCACAGCCUGAGAUGGGGCAGAGCCAAGAGGGGUCCCCGUGGUGCUACUCUGGGGCCGGGAAGCCGCCUCCCGCUGUCUCGGCCAGCCCCCAGCCCUGCCAGCAAGAGCUGCUGGGCCCAUGGCACCCCUACCCCAAGGAUGGAGACGGGAGGGCUUCUUAUUUAAGUGUGGGACUCAGGACUUUUGUAAACCGGGGAGGGGGGAGGAUUUUGGGGAAAAAUAAAUGCCUUUGUACG
Molecule: messenger RNA, 3039 nt
Organism: Lepus europaeus (European hare)
Lineage: Eukaryota; Metazoa; Chordata; Mammalia; Lagomorpha; Leporidae
Gene: CD276
Product: CD276 molecule
Exons: 10
Coding region: 334-1923 (529 amino acids)
Source: RefSeq, a predicted model, not a curated record